Messenger RNA from Lathyrus oleraceus (garden pea), 817 nucleotides. Its product is annotated as 60S ribosomal protein L23a. The transcript is spliced from 4 exons. Gene Ontology annotation, molecular function: structural constituent of ribosome; rRNA binding. The coding region runs from base 158 to 622 and encodes 154 amino acids. Gene Ontology annotation, cellular component: ribosome. The record is from RefSeq and is a predicted model, not a curated record. NCBI's taxonomy places the organism in Eukaryota, Viridiplantae, Streptophyta, Magnoliopsida, Fabales, Fabaceae. Gene Ontology annotation, biological process: translation.
GGUUUGAGAAUGGGCUUGACCCAUUUUAAACGAUCCAGCCCAUUUCAUAGGUAGCGCAUAUAAUACCGAAAACCCUAAUUUUCCUACCGUCUGCUUCCAUCGCCCAGGGUUUAGCUCAGAUUCAAAUUAGGGUUUUUUUUUUUAUCUUCGCCGAUCAAUGGCACCACCUAAAGGUGAUGUUUCAAAGAAGAAUGAUCCAAAGGCGCAGGCCUUGAAAGCUGCUAAAGCAGUGAAGUCAGGCACUGCCAUUAAGAAGAAGGCAAAGAAGAUCAGGACAACUGUUACUUUCCAUAGGCCUAAGACUUUGUCUAAGGAUAGGAACCCUAAGUACCCUCGCAUUAGUGCUACUCCAAGGAAUAAGCUUGAUCAUUAUCAGAUUCUGAAGUUUCCCCUCACAACCGAGUCUGCAAUGAAGAAGAUUGAAGACAACAACACUUUGGUUUUCAUUGUUGACUUGCGUGCCGACAAAAAGAAAAUCAAGGAUGCCGUGAAGAAAAUGUAUGACAUCCAGGCUAAGAAAGUUAACACCUUGAUCAGGCCCGAUGGCACCAAGAAGGCCUAUGUUAGGUUGACACCUGAUUAUGAUGCUUUGGAUGUAGCAAACAAGAUUGGGAUUAUUUAAGGUAAUGGAUGGCUGUAUCAAAGAUAAUGUUUAUUUAGAUUUUAGACUUAUUCUGGUCACCGAGACUUUUUGCAGCAAAGUUAAAUUCUGGGAUUUAUGUUUUGUGUUAUUUGGUGUAUCUUAGUCCAAUUGCAAUUAAAUUUUGUUUUACAAUUUCAAAUUUGAUGAGGAAAUUUGACCAAAUGUUUGUUCUUA